AUGGAACCUUCAGGGGCAUUAUUGAUUCAACAAAGGGAGGAUAGAGGCUUACGGGGGGAUAAUAGUAUUUCCAGACUUGUGCAGACUCUGAAUUGUGCUAUCGUUAGUGAUGUACACUCAUCUCAUAUGUUUGGCCCGGCUUUACCAGAUAUCAAGUGCAAUGAGGAGCAAGAGGAUGAUUAUUGUGGUUGCACUGGCAUUGACAAUGAAGGGGAUGUGAUUAUUGAUUUGCUAAGGGUGGAGCAUGCUAAAGAAAAGAAGAAGAAGAAGAAGUGGAAUAGAAGGAAGACUCAGUCAACCAAGGAGGAGGUAGAUAAUCCAGCAUCAAAAAGUGAUGAAUUUCCAAAGCAAGAAACCUCCUUGACAGCUGAAGGUUCCCCAUGUACGUUUGAAGCUUUAUGUGAUGACAGCCGAAAAGAUACAACCUGCUCAAAGGAAGAGACUGAAGGAGCCAGCACCAACAGUCUUACCAAGAAUUCUGAGGAAGGUUUUGCCUCUAGAUAUUUAUCUGAAUGUAAUUCUUGUAAGACCAUGGACAUUAAGUCUUUCUGCAAAGGUUGUGGCAGAGGAAGUACCAAAUCUGGCUGCCAGUGUUGUAAUGUCGACAACGUCGACGAUAUGGUAAAAUCUGAUGCUGUAAACUAUGGUUAUCACCACCAAAUCUGGAGGGGAGAGGAAAAUAGUCCAUUGAACUGGCAGAGGAGUCGGAGAAAUUUCAGGGAGGGAAAAUUGCAUUCGGUAAGCAGAUUGGAUUGUGCUAAUGUGAAGGAACAUAUGAGCUUGCGAGAGACAAAUUUCCGUGCACAACAAAACUCAUUUGCUGGUAAAGUGUUGCUACCCACACCCAUGGUUUCUUCUGCUGGACACAGCAAUGCUGCCUGUGUAAGUAACAGGAUGGCAAAUACAGAGAGAAAAAUGCACAGGGGAUUCCCUAGUAAAGUAUUUUCUCGACAUGACUGGGUCCCUAGGCAUAGGUUAAACAGGAAUCAUUCUCAAUACUUUUCACUGUCAAAUCGAGCCCUUGAAAUUGAGUGUGACAAAUCAAUAUUGCUUUCUCAGUGUCCAUUUGUCUUUGAGAGAAACCGCAACAGAGAAAUAGGAUGGGGAGGUUAUGGUCAAACUUUCUCUAGGCCUAUUUUCACUCAUGGUUCAUACUGCUUAAAUCCAUCUACAGCUGCUUCUGAUCAUGUGCAGCAAAGAUUUACUAGGUGGAUUCCUAGGAUGAACCAUGUAACAGAUAGGUAUUCCGAUACUUCUGUAGACGGUAAACUACAUUCCAGAUUGAAAUAUUACAAUGAAUAUAGAGGAAGGCGUGUUAUUCCUAGUAGAGCAAAAACUAUGUGGGUUCCUGUUUGUACCAAGGAUUCUGUGAUGCCACAGAACACUUAUUCUGCUAGUGUCUGCGAUUCUUAUGAUAUCCCCCAAUUUUCAUGCAAUGUGCUCACUGAUAGCCUUUCAAAUGGAGAUGUGGUUCCUUUAGGCGUUUCUAAUUCUUUAAGUGAUUCUAAAAGCUUAAGCUUGAAGUCUAGUCACAGAAAAACCUCAGUUGAAGGUGAAGCCCCAAAAUCUGAAGAGUUUUCUGCUGGUCAGAAAGUUGUAAGUGCUAAGGAAGAUAUGGCAUGUACUGAAAAAUCAAGAGAUGUUGCUCAGUGCCUUGGGUCACAAUUGAGAACAGAAGAAUCAAAUGCAGCUCGAAAACUGCAACUAGAAUAUUAUAGUACAUUGGGCCAUCCAAUAGCUGAGUUUGAAAGAUUCCUUCAUUCUGCUGCUCCUGUUAUUACUUCCUCUUGUAUCUAUGAAAAUCAGCUGUUAAAUAGUUCUCUUUGUCAGACCCAGAAACCAACUACAUCACUUCAGGCUGUUUGGCAGUGGUAUGAGAUGCCUGGGAAUUAUGGAUUAGAAAUCAAGGCAAGAGAUUCUCAAAAUAUAAAUGGUUUGCUUGCCGAAUCGACAUCGUUUUGUGCGUAUUUUGUUCCUUCCCUUUCAGCUGUUCAAUUGUUUGGUUAUCCACAUCUCUCAUAUGCUUGUGGGGAGAAUCUGCACACCAACCCUGAACUCAUAUUUGAAUUUUUUGAAUCUGAGAUGCCACAUCUUCGAAAGCCUCUUCAUUUAAAGACGAAUGCUGGUUUGAUCUCAGAACACCUGUUGAAUCUUCUUCAAAAGAAACCACAUCUUUUAGCACUACUGAAAUUCUCAAAGAAAGAUGCAGAACACUGGAGGGAAAGGCCUUACAGCUCUCUAGAGGUAGUGUUACUGAAGAUAAAGUCAAUGGACUUUAUAAUCAUCCAGAUUGCAUGUUCUUUGCUUCUCGGAAGUGCUAGGUUGCGCUUUCCUGCAUCACAUCUUACAUUGGACUGA
Molecule: messenger RNA, 2358 nt
Organism: Dovyalis caffra
Lineage: Eukaryota; Viridiplantae; Streptophyta; Magnoliopsida; Malpighiales; Salicaceae
Source: the annotation of a GenBank genome assembly